Molecule: messenger RNA, 6854 nt
Organism: Peromyscus eremicus (cactus mouse)
Lineage: Eukaryota; Metazoa; Chordata; Mammalia; Rodentia; Cricetidae
Exons: 4
Biological process (GO): proteolysis; virion assembly; DNA integration
Molecular function (GO): zinc ion binding; aspartic-type endopeptidase activity; RNA-DNA hybrid ribonuclease activity
Source: RefSeq, a predicted model, not a curated record
UUACUUGUCUAACACUCCUUUAUCUAGAGACCACCAUGGGACAGACCAUCACCACCCCAUUAAGCCUAACCACGGACCACUGGUCCGAUGUUAAGGCCCGAGGAAACAAUGAAGGUGUCAUUGUUAAAAAGAAAAAAUGGAUCACCCUCUGCGAGGCCGAAUGGGUCAUGAUGAAUAUUGGCUGGCCGCGAGAGGGAUCCUUUAACCUCUCUCUUAUUUCACAGGUGGAGGGCAAGGUUUUUGCCCCUAGUCCUAACGGACACCCCGAUCAGGCCCCAUACAUCGCCAUCUGGAGAUCUCUGGUCGAAAAUCCAUUUUCAUGGGUCAAGCCUGCUGGACCCACUCGGCGACCCGGCGGAGCGACAGUGGCUCCCGCCGCCGCAGGGGUGGCUCCUGCAGCCGCAGGGGUGGCUCCCGCCGCCGCGGUGGAGGCGGCGGCCGCAUUAGCGGCCGCCAUCCGGCCAGAAGGGCUGAACCAACAACUACAAUACUGGCCCUUCUCUGCUUCAGACCUUUAUAACUGGAAACAACAUAACCCCCCUUUUUCCAGGGACCCCGUUGCUUUAACUAACCUAAUUGAAUCCAUCCUAGUGACUCACAGGCCAACUUGGGACGAUUGUCAGCAGCUCCUGCAGACCCUCUUGACAGUGGAGGAAAAGCAGAGAGUUUUCCUGGAGGCCCGGAAACAGGUUCCGGGCGAUGACGGGAGGCCCACCCAACUCCCGAACAUCAUCGAUGCGGCUUUUCCCUUGACUCGCCCUAACUGGGAUUUCAAUACGCCUGAAGGUAGGGAGCAUCUACGCCUCUAUCGCCAGUUGCUCUUAGCGGGUCUCCGAGCGGCCGCUAGAAGGCCUACUAAUUUGGCUCAGGUUAGAAAUGUAAUACAGGGAAAGGAAGAGACACCCGCUGCAUUUCUAGAAAGAUUGAAGGAAGCUUAUAGGAUGUAUACUCCGUAUGAUCCGGAAGACCCAGGUCAGGCUCCAGGUAUUAUCCUAUCAUUUAUCUAUCAGUCUAGCUCAGAUAUCAGAACUAAACUGCAGCGGUUGGAGGGUCUACAGGCGUUAGGGUUGCCAGACCUAGUGAAGGAAGCAGAGAAAGUAUUUAAUAAGAGAGAAACUCCUGAAGAGCGAGAGGAAAAGAGAUGGCAGAAACAAGAGGAAAGGGAUAGGAAACAGCAUAGAGAGAUAAAGAGAGUUUUGGCCGCCGUUGUAUCCCAGGGACAGCGGAGAGAGGGAGAUAGGCCGGGAGGACGAAGGAGGCCACCCCUAGAUAAAGAUCAAUGUGCUUACUGCAAGGAGAAGGGACACUGGGCCCGGGAAUGUCCCAAGAAGCCACAAGGACCCCACCGGCCCAAGCCCAAGACUGCGGACCUCCUUAGUCUGGAGGACUAGGGGGGUCGAGGCCAGGAGCCCCCCCCUGAGCCUAGGAUAACCCUCAAGAUCGGGGGGCAGCCCGUGACCUUCCUGGUUGAUACUGGUGCCGAACAUUCAGUCCUAACCCAUGCCGGAGUGCCCCUUAGCCGGCAGUCUGCACUGGUACAAGGGGCAACUGGAAACAGGAGAUAUUACUGGACUACCGAGAGAAAAGUUCAACUGGCUUCAGGGCAAGUAACCCAUUCCUUUCUGCACAUACCUGAAUGCCCCCAUCCGCUGUUAGGACGGGAUCUAUUAACCAAGCUAAAAGCACAAAUCUAUUUUGAUGAAGAGGGACCAAGGGUCACGGGUCCUAGAGGGGGCCCUCUACAAAUCCUGGCCCUCAAUCUAGAAGAAGAAUACCGUCUGUUUGAGUCAGAACCCUCGAAAAAGGCCCCUGAGGAAUUACAGAACUGGUUAGAAGAGUUUCCUCGAGCCUGGGCAGAGACUGGGGGUCUGGGGUUGGCACGCGAUCAGCCACCGCUGAUGAUCUCAUUAAAGGCCUCCGCCACUCCCGUCUCAAUCAGACAAUACCCAAUGUCACGGGAAGCCCAUGAGGGAAUUAAACCCCAUAUCCGGAGGCUCCUGGACCAAGGGGUACUAAAGCCCUGUCAGUCCCCAUGGAAUACCCCUCUUUUGCCCGUAAAGAAACCGGGGACAGGGGACUACAGGCCAGUCCAGGAUUUGAGAGAGGUCAAUAAGCGGGUGGAGGACAUACACCCCACGGUGCCCAACCCUUACAACCUCCUGAGUACCCUCCCACCGACGCACGUCUGGUACACGGUAUUAGACCUGAAAGAUGCCUUCUUCUGCUUGAGACUGCACCCUAAAAGCCAACUACUGUUUGCCUUUGAAUGGAGAGACCCAGAACAGGGACUCUCGGGACAGCUGACCUGGACACGGCUCCCUUAAGGCUUCAAAAAUAGCCCAACCCUCUUUGAUGAGGCCCUGCAUGCAGAUCUGGCCGGGUUCCGGGUCGAGCAUCCAACCCUGACCGUGCUCCAGUACGUAGACGACUUACUUCUGGCCGCCAGGAGUCGGGCCGAGUGCCUAGAGGGCACUCGGGCUUUACUGGCCAGGCUUGGACAGAAGGGCUACAGGGCCUCGGCCAGAAAGGCACAAAUUUGCCGAGACAAGGUCACGUACCUGGGCUAUACCCUGACUGGGGGACAGAGAUGGCUGACGGAGGCCAGGAAAGAGACAAUACUCUCCAUUCCCCCUCCUCGCAGCCCCCGCCAGGUUCGGGAAUUCCUGGGUACGGCUGGGUACUGUCGCUUAUGGAUCCCCGGGUUCGCUGAAUUGGCCGCCCCCCUAUAUCCCCUCACAAAACCAGGGGUAAUGUUCCAAUGGGGAGAGAAGCAGCAGGAAGCAUUCCAACAGAUCAAGAAGGCCUUACUUGAGGCCCCGGCUCUGGGUUUGCCAGAUCUUACCAAACCCUUUGAACUGUUUAUAGAUGAGAACUCGGGCUUUGCUAAAGGGGUGCUGGUGCAAAGACUGGGACUCUGGAGGAGACCUGUGGCAUACUUGUCCAAGAAAUUGGACCCUGUGGCCAUAGGAUGGCCUCCCUGCCUCCGCAUGGUGGCAGCCAUUGCAGUUCUACUCAAGGAUGCCGGGAAACUGACCCUGGGUCAGCCCCUGACUGUACUGGCCUCCCAUGCCGUGGAGGCCUUGGUCCGACAACCACCAGACAGAUGGCUUUCCAACGCCAGGAUGACUUAUUAUCAGGCCUUACUCUUGGACUCAGACCGGGUCACGUUCGGACCCGUUGUCUCCCUUAACCCUGCCACCUUGCUGCCGCUGCCUAGCCCAUCCAUAGAGCAUGAUUGCCUCCAGAUUUUAGCCGAGGCGCAUGGCACUCGCCCUGACCUAACAGAUCAGCCGCUCAAGAACCCAGAUGUCGUCUGGUACACAGAUGGGAGCAGCUACCUGGACGGAGGAGAACGCAGGGCCGGGGCAGCUGUUACCACCGAGUCCGAAGUGGUAUGGGCCUCGGCCCUCCCGCCUGGGACUUCGGCUCAGCGGGCGGAACUGAUCGCCCUCACCCAGGCCCUUCGGAUGGCAGAAGGUAAGAAACUCAUCGUGUAUACAGAUAGCAGAUACGCCUUCGCCACUGCACAUGUCCAUGGUGAAAUCUACCGACGGAGGGGCCUGCUCACAUCCGCAGGUAAAGAGAUCAAGAACAAAAAGGAAAUCCUGGACCUCCUGCGGGCCCUGUUUCUCCCGCUCCAGCUCAGUAUUGUCCACUGCCCGGGGCACCAAAAAGACAACUCCAAGAUAGCCAAGGGGAACCGGCUGGCGGAUUUGACUGCCCGGACAGUGGCCUCCCAGCCAAUAGGGAAUAGCCAGUUAAUGGCUAUACAGGACACUCCAGAACCUCCUCCACCCGGGAGAGAGCCCAUGCCCUACAGCCCCGAAGACCAUGAGCUAGCAAAGAAAAUGGGGGCGGACUGGGACCCACAGAGACAAGCCUACCUACUGGGGAACCGGAUAGUGAUGCCCACCUCUCACACCCACCAUAUGUUACAAUUCCUCCAUGCCCUAACUCAUCUAAGUGAGACAAAAAUAAAGACCCUGAUAGACAGAGAAAACACCGGGACAAUUCUGCUAAACCAGAAUCGGGUGCUCCGACGGGUGGCCUCUACCUGCCCCGCAUGUGCCCAGGUCAAUGCAGGUAAAGCACAUCUAGCCAAAGGAGCCCGUUUGAGGGGCCACCGUCCCGGUGUGCAUUGGGAGAUAGACUUUACAGAAGUAAAACCCGGACUCUAUGGGUACCGGUACCUCCUGGUCUUUGUGGACACCUUUUCAGGAUGGAUUGAGGCAUUUCCAACCAAGAAUGAGACGGCUAAUAUAGUCACAAAGAAACUGUUGGAGGAAAUCUUCCCAAGGUAUGGGAUGCCUCAGAUAUUGGGGUCAGACAAUGGGCCUGCCUUCGUCUCCCAGGUAAGUCAGAAGGUGGCCAAACUGUUGGGGAUGGACUGGAGACUCCAUUGCGCAUACCGCCCCCAGAGUUCAGGACAGGUAGAGCGAGCUAAUAGGACAAUCAAGGAGACUUUAACCAAAUUAACGCUUGCAACUGGCACUAGAGAUUGGGUGCUCCUACUCCCCUUGGCUCUUUACCGAGCCCGGAAUACUCCUGGGCCGCACGGCCUAACCCCUUUUGAAAUUCUCUAUGGGGCCCCACCUCCAGUCGUGAAAUUUCUCCAUCCUGAUAUCUCAUCUUUUGCUACCAGCCCCACUUUAGGGGCACAUCUACAGGCCCUCCAGCUGGUGCAGAAGGAGAUCUGGAAACCCUUGGCUAAAGCCUACCGAGAGCAGCUGGACAAGCCGGUCCCCCACCCUUUCCAGAUUGGGGACUCCGUUUGGGUUCGGCGCCACCAGACUUCGAGUCUAGAGCCACGGUGGAAGGGGCCUUAUACUGUCUUGCUGACCACCCCCACUGCACUCAAGGUUGACGGGAUUGCUGCAUGGAUCCACGCCUCUCAUGUGAAGGCUGCCGGGGAGGCCGACUCAGCAGGAUCCAGAGAAUCAACAUGGACAGGGAUUAGGGCGGCAGAGAGCCCGCACCUAGUCAAGAAACUCACUUGGCAGGUCAUCUCACAAACUGGGGAGACGGCCUGGCAGACGACCGCCCUCCAUACCCCCUUUACAUGGUGGCCCCCCCUAACUCCUGAUUUCUGUCAGUUGGCAUUGAAUUCGGGAUUUUGGGGGGUUGAGGGCAUUAAGCCUGAUGCCUUAAACUCCUCCAUCCACCCGGGGGGGGUGCAUUGGCCGGAUCCGGGAUGCCGUCACCCUCAAGCAAGAUGUAUAUUCGCCCAGUCGGACUUUUAUGUUUGUCCGGGGGAUGGGAGGGGUUGGGCCCUCGCAAAGAAAUGCGGGGGGGAAGGAGAUUUCUUCUGUGCCAAAUGGGGCUGCGAGACCACUGGCGCAGCAUACUGGAGUCCAAGCUCAAGCUGGGACCUGAUCCAGACCAAUAGAGGUUUCAGGAAGGUUACAGGCAAAUGGCCUUGCUCAGAUGGGUCCCCCGAGGUCAGCCGAUUCAAGCCUGGGCUUUCACUCCCCCUAAAUAUAACUUUCACUGGCCCGGGGAAGGCUGAUAGAAACUGGCAACGGGGGCACACUUGGGGACUCAGGUUAUAUGAAUACGGGUAUGAUCGGGGCGUAAGGUUCACUAUCAGACUUAAGAUUGAGGAGGCCUCCGCCCCCAUGGGCCCCAAUCAGGUUCUCUCUGACCAGAAGCGCCCCUCCUCACCUAUUCCAGCACCCCCGAAGAUUACCCCUCGACCCGGUUUGACUACUAGUCCAGGUAUAACUCCAGCCACUACCAAGCCACCCCGACCAGGAACCGGAGAUCGGCUCUUGGGUCUGCUAGCAGGGGCUUACCAGGCCUUAAACUUAACCUACCCAAAUAGAACGCAAGAAUGUUGGCUAUGUCUGGUUUCCCAACCUCCCUACUACGAGGGGAUAGCAACCCAGGGUAAUUAUAUUAACGCCCACAGUCCCCCUCCAAGCCAAUGUCUAGGGACAGCCCAACAUAAGCUCACAAUCUCAGAGGUGUCAGGACGAGGACUAUGUCUAGGGAGCAUCCCCCGCACCCACCAACACCUGUGUAACCGCAUCCUGUCUGUAAGCGAUGUCUCUGGUUAUGUCACCGGCCCUAAUGGUACCUAUUGGGCAUGUAAUACUGGGCUCACCCCCUGCGUUUCAGUCUCGGCCCUCAAUGCUACCUCUGAUUUUUGUGUGCUCAUCGAGUUGUACCCAAGGAUAGUUUACCAUAACCCAGAGGAGAUUUACUCACACUUCGAACUGGGAAGGGACCUCCAUCGAUAUAAAAGAGAACCGGUGUCCCUAACCCUGGCAGUAUUACUAGGAGGGCUGACUAUGGGAGGGAUAGCGGCCGGAGUAGGGACCGGUACCACAGCCCUGCUGGAAACCCAGCAAUUUAGGCAGCUCCAAAUGGCCAUGAAUCAAGACUUACAGGCCUUGGAGGAGUCAAUAAGUGCUCUAGAAAAAUCCUUAACUUCCCUUUCUGAAGUAGUACUACAAAAUAGAAGAGGCCUAGACAUUCUGUUUUUACAGGAAGGGGGAUUAUGCGCCGCCCUCAAGGAAGAAUGCUGCUUCUAUGCCGACCACACUGGGGUGGUACGAGAUAGUAUGGCGAAAUUAAGAAAAAGACUAGAACAGAGACAAAAAUUCUUUGAAGAGCAACAGGGAUGGUUUGAAGGAUGGUUCAGAAGGUCCCCCUGGCUCACCACCCUCAUUUCCACCCUACUGGGACCCCUUCUGAUCCUAUUAUUCCUCCUGACGUUUGGGCCCUGUAUCAUAAAUAGACUUGUCCAAUUUAUCAGGGAACGCAUCUCUAUUGUUCAGACUUUGGUAUUAACCCAGCAAUAUCAAAGGCUCAACCAGACGGAGCCCGAGUCGCGUCACCAAUCUUCCCCAUGA